GCGGGAUGUGGUGGCGGUCCGGGACGCUGCCUCGCUGCCUGGGACGACACCAUGCACCCGGCCGUGGCGGUGGGGCUGGUGUUCGGCGGCUGCUGCAGCAAUGUGGUGUUCCUGGAGCUGCUGGUCAGGCAGUUUCCAGGAUGUGGGAACAUAGUGACAUUUUUCCAGUUCCUCUUUAUCGCGGUGGAAGGCUUUAUCUUCGAAGUCAACUUUGGGAGGAAGAAGCCAGCCAUACCACUAAGGUACUAUUUCAUCAUGGUGGCCAUGUUCUUCACCGUCAGUGUAGUGAAUAACUAUGCCCUGAACUUAAACAUCGCCAUGCCGCUGCACAUGAUCUUCAGAUCAGGCUCUCUCAUAGCAAGCAUGGCUCUGGGAAUCAUAAUUUUGAAGAAAAGAUACAGCAUCUUGAAAUACACAUCCAUAGCCCUGGUGUCCUUGGGGAUCUUUACUUGCACUUUCAUGUCUGCAAAACAAGUGGCAUCUGACUCUGGUUUAAAUGAAGAGGAUGGAUUCCAGGCUUUCUUGUGGUGGCUGCUAGGUAUUGCUGCGCUCACCUUUGCCCUCCUCAUGUCUGCCAGGAUGGGCAUUUUCCAGGAGACACUCUACAAGCAGUUUGGGAAGCACUCCAAAGAGGCCCUUUUUUACAAUCAUGCAUUACCACUCCCUGGCUUUCUCCUCCUUGCCCCAGACAUCUACCACCAUGCAGUCCUCUUCAGCCAGUCUGAGCCAUUCCAGGUGCCAGUGCUCGGGCUGACCAUGCCAAUCAUGUGGUUCUACCUCUUCAUGAACGUCAUCACGCAAUACGUCUGCAUCCGAGGCGUCUUCAUCCUCACCACGGAGUGCACCUCCCUGACGGUCACGCUGGUGGUGACGCUGCGCAAGUUCAUCAGCCUCAUCUUCUCCAUCCUCUACUUCCACAACCCCUUCACGGUCUGGCACUGGCUGGGCACCUCCUUCGUCUUCGUGGGGACUCUGAUGUACACCGAGGUGUGGAACAGCCUGGGGCCCGGCCUGGCACGCUGGCGGGAGAUGCCGAAGAAGGAGUAACGUCCCGCCGUGGGCUCUCUGCAGGGACCUUUGCCUUGUUUGUAGAGCAGAGCAUCAGGGAAUGCCCCCGAGGGGGUUGUUUUAUAACAUGGGGAGGAGGUGUUGGCUGUGCCAAGCUCCUCUGGGAACCUCCCUGACAUGGAGCGUGGAGACGGUGCAGUUAUUUUUGCCACGGUUGCAUUUUUUAUGCAGCUCCUUUUGCUUCCAACCUUUCCCCCUGAUGAUUAUUUGUUGUUCCUUUCAUGAAUGUAGAAGCUGACCCCAUUCUCUGAUAGAACCCCAGCCUUGCUGUGGUGCUGUGGCACACUCCUCCUGGCUUCAAGGAGCUGGAUCUUGAGCCUGUUUGCUGCUGUCCUUUCAUGUCGAGGUGGCCGUAGUGGCGCCUCAGGGGGUUGCUGUUCGUGCAACAGGUUGUGAGUUACGCUGGAAAUGCCAAGCCUGGCUGCUAGCCCAAGCCCUUGUUGCCCCACUCUACCACCCAUGCUGGGUACAUCUCUAGCUAGAACCUUCCAGUCUGCCCAGUAGAUCCUCCAGUGGCUCAGGGGGCUGAUCCUCAAGCCAUGAGACCCCAUCACUAGUAGCAGGACCUAGUUGGGAGCCUGAGGAAACCAAGAAGAGGUGAUGCUAAGGGGACAGAAAGUGCCACUGUGUCACCUUUGCACCCUUCUCAGGGAGAUAGUGGAGUGCUGUUGAGGCUUCACUGUGUCCUCAGAUGUUGCCCUAAUACUUCAGCAGCUCGAAGGUAUCAUGGGUUCCUCCUGCUCUGAUUAGGUCCUCGGUGCAGGUUGCUUUUCAGUUGCUUCCUUAAUUUUUCCCUCAUCACAAACAUGUUCAGAGGGCUUUGUUACCAACAGUCACCUGCAAUGUGUCCAUGGUGACCCCAGAGCCAGCCCAACCUCAGGAUUCACAUUGUGCCAAGGGCCAGUUCACCUGAACUUUCUUGGCCUUAUCCUUCCUCAACUUCACCAUCUUUCUUGUUCUUC
Messenger RNA from Dryobates pubescens (Downy woodpecker), 2030 nucleotides. It is a transcript of the gene SLC35B4, whose product is annotated as solute carrier family 35 member B4. The coding region runs from base 52 to 1047 and encodes 331 amino acids. The transcript is spliced from 10 exons. Gene Ontology annotation, cellular component: Golgi membrane; endoplasmic reticulum membrane. Gene Ontology annotation, biological process: transmembrane transport. Gene Ontology annotation, molecular function: UDP-N-acetylglucosamine transmembrane transporter activity; UDP-xylose transmembrane transporter activity. The record is from RefSeq and is a predicted model, not a curated record. NCBI's taxonomy places the organism in Eukaryota, Metazoa, Chordata, Aves, Piciformes, Picidae.